AUGAGUGAUCGAAUUCCAUUCCAUAGUGGCGGCAACGAAGCCAUGCCCUGGGAAGUUAGUUUCGACUCUGAGAGCUUCCAACGCAACGAAUCCUCAGAGGUCAAUACCGACUUCUUCUCGGAUCUAGUCAACUCUGACGGACUGGCGAACGCUCAUCAGAACCCUCUGCCUAUCAGAACAUCCACAACGCCAUCGUCCGGCGCCUCGCCGAACCGCGACCCAGAGACAUCCCUAACUACCACGAACCUGAACAGCACCCAGAAUACCAAAUGCGUACCUCAAACUGGUAUUUUUGAUCUAUUCCAGAAUGAGAUCAAGCAUCCCCCGGUCUUGGAGAGCACCAACGGGGAUGUUGGCAAGGAACCGCCGCGCGAGAAGAAGCGACGUCGAAGUCGCAACUCGCCAGAACCCGAUUACUCCCAGAUAAUCCUGGAACUCAACAAGAAGCGGAAACGCACUGGGCAGGCUUGUGAUCGGUGCAGGGUGCGCCGAUACAAGUGUGACCCAGGCCGCAAUGGGUGUCUCAAUUGCCGGGCCGGCGGCCUAAUGUGCAAAGUGACUGACUGUGUCACUGGAGAAACCUAUGUCCGCGGCGCAGCUGGCCGAAUGGCGGCCGAGGUUGACAGACUGAAGGCCCGCAUUGCUGAUCUGGAGCGUGAGAACGAUGAGCUCCAACGUAAAAAGCCCUGCUAUGGCUUCGGAUCUGCCAAUGCUCCCACAGAUCCUACACACCCGUCUAUUGUUCUUUUACAACAGCAGCAGCACCAAGCCAAACUACGAGAACAGCAAAUCAGCAAACUUCAGAUUGAGAAUACUCAGGUGCAGAAACGGGCUGCUGUUCUCAAGGAAAAGAACGAGACACUCCAGAAGCGGAUUGAAGAACAGGAAGCCCUUCUCAGACUGACAGAUGACUUCCCCCUUUACAACACCAAGUUCAAUCACGCGCUUUAG
Messenger RNA from Penicillium brasilianum, 951 nucleotides. Lineage: Eukaryota; Fungi; Ascomycota; Eurotiomycetes; Eurotiales; Aspergillaceae. The record is from the annotation of a GenBank genome assembly.